AUGAAUGAUGAGCAACGCUUAUUUAAAUAUAUUAUCAGGAAUUUUGACAUUUCCAUACGACCGGUUUGGAAUGCAAGCAGUGUUGUAAAUGUUUACAUGGGUCUUACACUCACCCAUAUUUUCAAUAUUGAUGAGAGGAAUCAAGUGUUGACACUAAACGUUUGGGUAGAACAAAAUUGGCACGACGAAAGGAUUCGUUGGAAUCCAAUUGAAUUUGGCAAUAUUAGUAAAUUAACAGUGGGCAAGAAAUAUUUGUGGACACCAGAUAUCGUCCUCUACAAUAAUGCGGGAGAUUUUUCACGUGGUUUUGUCGACACCAAUCUUCAUAUUUUAAGCAAUGGUGAUACGCAAUGGGCACCGCCAGCAAAAGUUUCUUCGAUAUGUAAAUUGGAUGUUAGAUACUUUCCAUUCGACGAUCAAUUCUGCUUGCUUGAAUUUGGCUCAUGGAUAUACGAUCAAUCACAAUUGGAUGUACAAAUUAUGGAACGAUACGAUGGUAAGAAUCCGUUCACACGCGAUUCGUUCAUUGAAAAUGGAGAAUGGGAAAUUGUUGCAAAUCGUACACGUAAGGUACUUCGUGGUCGGCAGACAACCUUUUCAACAAUUGUGUUUGAAUUGCAUUUACGACGACGAGUACUGUACUUCAUUUAUAAUAUUAUUGCACCGUGUUUCAUGCUUUCUAUAUUAACAAUGAUGCAAUUUCUAUUACCGUGUGAAAGCGGUGAAAAAAUAACACUUGGCUUAACAGUAUUACUGGCUUAUUCCGUUUUUAGCUUUAAUAUUGCUGAAAAUAUGCCGGAAACAUCAGAAGUUAUCCCUCUUAUUGCGAUAUAUUUGAUGGGAAUAAUGGCAAUUUCGGGUCUUAGUGUUUGUUUAUCAGUUAUCGUUCUCAAUAUGAGGCAUAGCGCUGAACGAAAUUGCAGACCUCCACAUUGGUUAAAUUUUAUUGCAUACCGAAUUCUCGGACGUUUAUUUGGUAUAGCGACACAAAAAAAGCACAGAAAACUGGAAUAUGCAAAAGAUACAAAAGAUGUGAUGAGCGAAAUUAUAGUAAUAUAA
Brugia pahangi is the source of this 1059-nucleotide messenger RNA. The record is from the annotation of a GenBank genome assembly. NCBI's taxonomy places the organism in Eukaryota, Metazoa, Nematoda, Chromadorea, Rhabditida, Onchocercidae.